Molecule: messenger RNA, 330 nt
Organism: Diaporthe amygdali
Lineage: Eukaryota; Fungi; Ascomycota; Sordariomycetes; Diaporthales; Diaporthaceae
Exons: 2
Coding region: 1-330 (109 amino acids)
Source: RefSeq, a predicted model, not a curated record
AUGAAGUCUCCUCGUCUUGUUGGAACGGGUAAUGUCUCCGCCAGUCAUCCCAGAAGCCAGCCCCUCGGCGUGAGCGAGGACCUGGCACCCGUCAUCAGUAACAUCCACAGCUUCUGGCACCGGGAGCUGCUCUACGAUACCAAGAAGCCCGGAUGGGGCCGCGAGUUUCACCACAGGUCGAAAAUGCUAUUCAGCAAGGCAGGCGAGAUCCUGGGCAGCAGGAGCGGCAUUUCAGACGACGUGUACAAGCUCGCCAUUGCAUACGGGAGGCUUAGCAUGGGCCUGUCGUACAUUGCUUACCCUGCUGUUGACGGAUAUAAUGGCAUUUAG